Molecule: messenger RNA, 1674 nt
Organism: Fomitopsis serialis
Lineage: Eukaryota; Fungi; Basidiomycota; Agaricomycetes; Polyporales; Fomitopsidaceae
Exons: 5
Coding region: 1-1674 (557 amino acids)
Source: RefSeq, a predicted model, not a curated record
AUGGAUCCCAAACUCUUCGAUGAACUGUUCUCUGAGCCCUACGGCCCUUAUUUGGAUAGCGAAGUGCUGACCGAUGUCUGCAAGAGUGUCCCGUCCAAGAUACUUGGUCUCACAAGUCUCAUGCUGGAGUGCGGAGGAAAGCCCAUCGGCCUGAAUCAAUCCGAGAAAUAUCAACCUGAAUACCAGGAGUCUCGAGUCUCCAAGCACGGAGUCAAGUUCCGCGGAGUGCUGACGAUCGAGAGACUAGACUGGCUGCAGCCACUUGCUAGGAAACGCCUCAACAAAGACAUCGUCCUACGUCAUGUUACCGUGAGCCACAAAGAGGGUAGGCGGAUGCCUCGCGCCGGUGAAACACCUCCGCUAGAGCACUUGUACCUGAGGAAUAUGCCCAACCGCCGAAUCAAAGUCAUAAUACAAGGAGUGAAGCAUCUACCCGCCCUCUAUCUAUCCCAAAUCCUCUCGAUGGAUGCCCGCACAUAUGCCGAUAGUCGUAAGGUACGUGUGACUGUCUUGCCUCCACGCUGCUCAUCUCAUAUACCCUCGACGCAGUACUUCGGACGUUUCCGCACCCUUAGGACCCUCGAACGCAUUGUCAAGAUCGACGACAAGAUCAAGCGCGCCCGCGGCGAGCCUCAAACUCCGCGGGACGAGCGCACCCCAGACUGGUUCGCCAAGAUGUACAAGAAGUACCUUGCGAACCCGGCCAUGGCGCGUCAGCGCCGCAUCGUCUGGAAUUCAGAUGAUUCCGAUGUCGAGGAGGACACAGAGGGGAAGUUGAGGAGGGGGCGAGAGCAUGUCCUGAGGCACGUCUCCACUGCGGAGGUGCGCUCGCUGAUGGCAACGCAUGCGGAAUGGAUUCUCGGGGACCAGCAACUGAGGAAGCAGAACAGGAUGCUAGAUCUAGACGUGUGGGCGAAGUGGGUGCGAACGUCAAAGAAUGCGCGGAUACACGCAUGGCUGGAUAGGGAUCCGGCAAAACCAGACAUCGGCGUCAAGUGGGGUUGGUUCGACGACGAGGAUCCCAACGGGCCGCUGAGCGAAGAUGAGCUCGAAGACGAAGAACCACCGGAGAGGCCGCGCUCCAAGAGGAAGUCGAAAGCAAAGCUUGGGCGUGCCUGCGCCGGUAGAACGGGCCCUCCCCACCCAGAAGAGGAAGAGGAGGAGGGAGGCAACAUCUACGACCCUGACUUCUCGCCAAAGUCGUCGGCGCCCGCUUCCGACUGGGAGUCAGACGAGCCCCUUCCAUGCCGCCCCGGAACUCCAGUCAGUGCUGCUAUUGCAAGGCUCAUCCCCUCCGCCCUCUACCACCCGCCUGUGCUCCCUGACUCGUCGUUCGUCUGGGUCUGUCCUGUGAAAGGCUGCGACUAUGAACUGCCUCUUCUUGAACUCAACGAGGAACAUUACCGCCACCUCACCUUAGAAGACAUCCAGAGCUUCAAGGAGGGUAGGUGGACGUUGAGUGAACAAUGGGUGCAGCGCGCGUUCUUGCAACUUGUCUCGAAGCACUACGAUGAUCACAUGGAUGGCUUAGGCGUCGUUUUGCAUAAACAUGGGAAUCAGACACAUCUGGAGUGGAAGAAUCCCAGACACCAUCCACCUUCGCCGACAAGGACUCGCCGUCCGAUACUUCGGCCUGAUUCAGACGAAGAAAUCAAAGUAGAGCAGCAAGACUGA